Molecule: messenger RNA, 420 nt
Organism: Blumeria graminis f. sp. triticale
Lineage: Eukaryota; Fungi; Ascomycota; Leotiomycetes; Helotiales; Erysiphaceae
Source: the annotation of a GenBank genome assembly
AUGACACCAUUGAAAUACCUCACUUUAAUUGCUUUCACCAUUAUGCAUGAAGUCAAUGGAGCUUGGACAAUAGAAAAAGGAUUAAAUUGUGGUGGCGCUAAAUAUUCUGGCCAGAACCUCGUGCAAUUUCGCAAUACGCAUUGCUCUAAUGAGAGGCAUGGUUUUUAUGCACUAAAUCAGUAUAGUCACCCAAGAGAGUCAUUCGAAGAUGAAACUGGGAUCAGUUUAUAUUUCUUAAGACUCCCUACAGUAUCACAGAGUGGUACAAUGCUUUACAGUACCCCAUCUGAUCACUACCUUGCUGUAAACGACCGCUGUGUUUUCUAUUAUGGUGCUUCAAUUACUGGAUCGGUUCAAGAUAAUCAACAAGUGACAAGCAACCAGAUACAGAGAUGCGUACCAUUGACUGGAUAUUUUUAG